AUGCCUUCUCACAAGUCCAUUUCUCUUUUGGCUACGAGCAUGCUGGCUUCCGUUGCAGCCGCAGCCUCUAGGAUUUGUGCCAGCAACACUCCACUCUCAUGCCACAACACUACCGCCGUCGACGACACUUGCUGCUUCAUCCCAUCUGGUCAGCUGCUUCAGACUCAAUUCUGGGAUACCGACCCCUCCACCGGCCCUGCUGAUUCCUGGACCAUCCAUGGGCUCUGGCCGGACAAUUGCGAUGGUUCAUUUCCCCAGACGUGCGAUGCCAGCCGGGCAUAUUCCAACAUCACUGACAUUUUGACUGCCAUGGGUGCCGAUGACACCCUCCACUACAUGCAGACCUACUGGAAGGACUACCAAGGCAAUGACGAAUCUUUCUGGGAGCACGAAUGGGGGAAACAUGGCACUUGUAUCACCACGCUGGAUCCCGGCUGCUACGAUGACUACGUCCCCACCGAGGAAGCUGCCGAUUUCUUCUCCAGGACCGUGUCGUUGUUCAAGACGCUGCCUACCUACCAGUGGCUGGCUGAUGCCGGCAUCACCCCUGACGGCUCAAAAUCUUAUGCCCUGGAGGACAUCCAGUCAGCGCUCUCCCAGCAGCACGGCGCAGACGUGACCCUGGGCUGCGAGGGCAAGACGUUGAACCAGGUCUGGUAUCACUUCAACGUCAAGGGCUCUUUGCAGGAUGGCCAGUUUGUCGCCUCAGCACCGGACGGCGCCAAAAGCACCUGUCCCGACUCCGUCUAUUACGACCCCAAGAAUGGGGGUGGCGAUGGCGAUGGCGACCGUAUCCUCCACGGCUGA
Molecule: messenger RNA, 807 nt
Organism: Trichoderma breve
Lineage: Eukaryota; Fungi; Ascomycota; Sordariomycetes; Hypocreales; Hypocreaceae
Product: ribonuclease t2 family domain-containing protein
Exons: 2
Coding region: 1-807 (268 amino acids)
Biological process (GO): RNA catabolic process
Cellular component (GO): extracellular region
Molecular function (GO): ribonuclease T2 activity; RNA binding
Source: RefSeq, a predicted model, not a curated record